Zingiber officinale is the source of this 882-nucleotide messenger RNA. RefSeq names its product NADPH--cytochrome P450 reductase 1-like. The transcript has 9 exons. Gene Ontology annotation, molecular function: flavin adenine dinucleotide binding; NADPH-hemoprotein reductase activity; FMN binding. The record is from RefSeq and is a predicted model, not a curated record. Gene Ontology annotation, cellular component: cytosol. The coding region runs from base 1 to 882 and encodes 293 amino acids. NCBI's taxonomy places the organism in Eukaryota, Viridiplantae, Streptophyta, Magnoliopsida, Zingiberales, Zingiberaceae.
AUGGAAGAGGAAGAAGAAAAGCCUUUUAUUGCCUUAGUCACAAAGGCAAAGAUUACUGAGAAUGCCUCCUUUAGCGAUCUUUUUGAAACAGAGAUUGGAGAUCUGUGCUUCCGAUUAACCGCUCGAUCCGCCAAGAUACAGAUAGGUUUCGAGAAGGCGUCGUCCCUUGAUCUCUUGUCGGUCGUCAUCGCCUCCCUCUCAGACGGAUAUGGGCUCGAUUCCAGCACCGGGGAUGCGUUCGUGGAGAACCGGCUGCUGAUCGCCGUCCUGAGCAUCGUCAUCGCCGUGCUUGUCGGUUGCGUGGCAAUCUUCUUCGUCUGGCGAUCGAGCGGAAGGAAGCUCGCCGAGCCGCCGAAGCCGCUAGUGGUGAAGACCCAGAUGGAUACAGAGGAGGACCAAGGGAAGAAGAAGGUCACCGUCUUCUUCGGGACGCAGACCAGGACGGCUAAGGGGUUCGCGAAGGCACUGGCUGAGGAGGCAAAAGCACGGUACCCUAAUGCCAUAUUUAAAGUCAUGGAUAUCGAUGAAUAUGCUACUGAGGAUGAUGAGUACGACGAGAACCUGAAAAAGGAGAGCUUGGCUUUGUUCUUCUUCGCUACGUAUGGAGAUGUUGAGCCUACUGAUAAUGCUGCCCGGUUCUACAAAUGGUUUAAAGAGUAUUCUUUUUGUGGGAAUUGCUUGGCUGAUAUAUUUGUGUAUUGUGUCCUUGCAAAGGUUGCUGUGGUGGUCGAUGAACUGCUUCAUGAGCAAGGCGCCAAGCACAUUGUCCAAGUGGGGUUGGGAGAUGAUGAUCAGGGUAUUGAGGAUGACUUCUCUGCAUGGAGGGAGCUUCUUUGGCCGGAGUUAGAUAAGUUACUUCAGGAUGAAAAUGAGACAGCUUGA